AGUCAUGUGACCGGGCAGAAAAAUUGCUGACUGUUGUCUGUGGUGCCGCCAUUUUUGAAUACACAGUUUAUAUCCAGUGAGCCAGGUCAGUCAGACCUUUUUAGAAAAUUCCUUGGAUUGUCAGCAUAACACUGCCUAACCAUGCGCCAUGUUUGUUUUGAACAGAUCGUACACAUUUCAGUGAUGAUAUUUUCAAUGAAAUUUUAUCUUCAAACCAAGGUAGCUCUCGAUUUAUGUUACAAGGAGACAUUGCAGUUAAAAGGAACAGGAAUGCUGUGAUCUGUAGAGGGAAAUCUUGUCUCUGGUCGAAAUUGGAAGAUGGCUUGGUCUAUGUGCCUAACACCUUGUCUAACAAUUACACCUCUGAAGAGAAGAUGCUGAUCCGAGCUGCCAUGGAGGAGAUAGAGGUUCUUACGUGUGUACGAUUCAUUUCACGGCACAGAGAGCCCAGUUAUUUGAGGAUCCAGCCCUUUGAUGGGUGCUGGUCCUAUGUUGGGCGUGUAGGGGGCGCACAAGACCUGUCCCUCAUGAAACCUGGGUGUCUGCAUUGGGGUAUAAUACAACAUGAAGUGCUUCACUCUCUGGGCUUCCAACAUGAGCAGUGCCGCAGUGACAGAGACAAGUACAUCCGCAUUAACUGGGGAAACAUCAAUCAUGACAAAGAACACAAUUUUUACAAAAUGAGCACUCAAAAUCUAGGGGUACCUUAUGACUACCUGUCUGUUCUACAUUAUGGCAAGUUUGCCUUUGCGAGUGAUGCUGGAAAACCUACACUUGAACCAACUGGCAACCCCAAUGCUCUGAUUGGUCAGCGUGUCGGGUUAAGUUCUUUGGAUGUUGCAAAGAUUAACAAACUCUAUGAAUGCAAUAUCUGUAGUUACCUGCUACCAGAUGCACAUGGCACAAUUUCAUGGGAGUCCAAGAGGAGUUUAAACAUUACAACUUGUGUGUGGGUGAUCCGGGUCCCAGACGACAAGGUUUUCCUGCAGUUUGAUACAUUCAGCAUUCAGUCCUCCACAGGCUGUGCUCAGGCCUCUGUUACUGUGUAUGAUGGAAUCAGCAAAGAGUCCCCUAUUCUUAUCAACAAAACCUGUGGGAACAUUCCUCCACUUCCACAGAUUUCCACUGGAAAAUUUGCAAAAAUAGAAUUUACGGGCGCACGGAUUGGAAGCAACUUUAAGGCGAUAUACAGUUCAAUAAAAUGCGGGGGAUCUUUAGUCAAUACAACUGGAAACUUUUCAACACCACUUUUUCCCUCUAAAUACCCCAACUCAGUGAACUGUGUGUGGGUCCUAUCUGCAUCUGUCGGGAACAAGAUCACACUUCAUGUUUCACCAUUUAGUUUGGAGCCAUCACCAGGUUGUUCCUAUGACUAUAUUCUACUGCGUGAUGGUCGAAGACAAACCAAGAAAUGUGGUCACCUUUCCAAGCUGGAUUUCAUUUCUUCUACCAAUUCUCUUAUUGUACAUUUUCACAGUGACUCCUCUGUCAAGGCAAAUGGCUUCUUUGUCACUUAUUCAUUCUCUCCCUUAUCACCAAGGAACCAGAAUGAUGCUCCAUCCAAGCGGCUUAAAUAUUCUAAAAUCACAUAAUCAUCAGUAAUUCCUCUGGUGGACAGCAGGUGGCGCUACGGAAACUCACAACACAAAUAUAUCCCCAUUGACUAUCCUAGUACUUAGUUCAUCACACCAGUGUAAGAAAACAGAUGUUAUAAAUAACCUUAUCUGCACGGCAUGUUCACCAAUGGCUAGAAUAAAAGCUACUGCUUGAGCAACAAU
Hyla sarda is the source of this 1778-nucleotide messenger RNA. Its product is annotated as hatching enzyme 1.2-like. The record is from RefSeq and is a predicted model, not a curated record. Lineage: Eukaryota; Metazoa; Chordata; Amphibia; Anura; Hylidae. The transcript has 12 exons. Gene Ontology annotation, biological process: proteolysis. Gene Ontology annotation, molecular function: zinc ion binding; metalloendopeptidase activity. The coding region runs from base 234 to 1592 and encodes 452 amino acids.